CCGCCGUACGCGCGGGCCAUGGCGGCUUUGCGGCCCGGAAGCGCAGCGCUUCGCCGGCUUCUCUGCCGGUCCUUCUCCGGCGGCGGCGUUAGGUUGGCCCGUGAGCGCCCUACCGAUCGCAGGGAUGCGGCGUCCAGCCGGGUCUCAAGAUUCCACCCUCCAAGACAGUCUUGCCAUGAUUGGAUAGGCCCCCCAGACAAAUACUCAAACCUUCGUCCUGUUCAUUUUCACAUCCCUGAAAACGAGUCUCCCUUGGAACAAAGACUUAGAGAAUUGAGACAAGAAACGCAAGAAUGGAAUCAGCAGUUCUGGGCCAAGCAGAAUUUGUCCUUUAAUAAGGAAAAAGAAGAAUUCAUUUACUCAAGACUACAAGCUAAAGGCUCAGGCCUGCGGACUGAGUCAGGCCAAAGAGCGACGCUGGAUGCAGAGGAGAUGGCCGACUUCUAUAAGGACUUUCUGAGUAAGAAUUUUCAGAAGCACAUGUGUUAUAACCGAGACUGGUACAAGCGUAAUUUUGCCAUAACUUUCUUCAUGGGGAAGGUGGCCCUGGAGAGGAUGUGGAGCAAGCUAAAGCCAAAGCAAAAGAAGACAAACGGUUAGGAGAAGCCCACCGGAACCUGACCCACAGCACCGGAACCUGACCCACAGCACCAGGUUCUGUUUAUGAGGCCCUGGACACUAAGUGAGCACAAGUCCCUUGGGCCACUAGCUGGCUCAGGCUCAUCAGUAUACUGUAUGCUGAGACUGUAUUUUGUAUUAUACCAAUUCAGAAUAUAGCAAUGUAAAAAUGUGAAUAAAGUUUCACUGCAAGAAUUUAAACCAGUGCAAGUUGGGAAUAAGCCUUUGGCUGGCUCUGGUGGUGUGGUGGGGUCCUCAGCCCUGACCACAGUGAAGGCAGGCAGCAUCUUUGUGUGAAAGACCGAUGAACAGAAUGAUGUCAUCAUUCCACAGUGAGGUGUCCCCUCAGCAUCCAGAGGCAUGCAUAGCAGCUGUUGUCACCAUGGUUGUCACCAUGGUUAAAGGUGCUUCUGAAAAUAGAGAACACAGAAAUGUGUGAGGUGAUUGUGGGCUCAUGGUCACCAUUAUGGUUCAGAUAUUGAAUGUCUCCCGAAGGCUUGGAUGCCGUGGCUGGAGAGAUGGCUCAGCGGUUAAGAGCACUGACUGUUCUUCCUAAGGUCCUGAGUUCAAUUC
Mus pahari (shrew mouse) is the source of this 1191-nucleotide messenger RNA. Its product is annotated as apoptogenic protein 1, mitochondrial. Bases 19 to 600 code for a protein of 193 amino acids. The transcript is spliced from 5 exons. Gene Ontology annotation, cellular component: mitochondrion. NCBI's taxonomy places the organism in Eukaryota, Metazoa, Chordata, Mammalia, Rodentia, Muridae. Gene Ontology annotation, biological process: intrinsic apoptotic signaling pathway. The record is from RefSeq and is a predicted model, not a curated record.